CAAUAUGGGGCCUUGGCCGGGUUUACAGUGAACAGGUUACGGCGUUACGCGUACAGGCGCGCGUCGAGUUUCAACCAUGAGGGAGGGAUUCAUCCAGGUCCUAAACUCGAACUUCAAAGCCUUGAAGGACCACUUUCUGAUCACUUUGAUUCAGCAGGGCGCCGGGUGUCAGGGCGCUCAAGGACGCUUAGGAGCCUUGGAUCAUUCUGGACCGUGUUUGCAGAGGAGCGAUGGGUGCAGGGCAGGUUGCCAAGGGUGUUUCGUUUUCCCGCCAGCUCCUACGAACGCUGGACCUCGUUCAGCAAUCUGCCGCCCGUGCAUCUGCAGCCGCUCGGCAGCUUGAUAUUCAGCUGGCCCCGUUUUCCACCGCACCAAGGAGUGGCGAGUCACCUUCUCAAACCAAUGUUGAAAGACCGGCAAGUCUAUAUCAUGCAGACUCUGACAGUCCAAAGCCGUCCAUUACCAAUUCCUUUGCUUCAAGAAUUUCAGAUUCUUUGAAACCUGGAACUGGCCUCAGGGGUUUCGCAACACAGUCAACGGCUGAGGCAAAGGCCCCCGUCGAAAGUCGCCAGGCGUACGAUAAGCGUGUGCGGGAGGUGCGGAAGAAGUACAUUGAGGAGCUGGCGGAAAAGCGGAGGCGAGAGGCGGCAUUCGAGCAGAAGAAGCGGGAGAUCUAUGCUGCGAGAAGGCAGGAUGUGAAGGAGGCGAAGCUGGCGGCGUUGAGGGAGGAUGCCCAGGAGAAGGAAAGGCUGCUUGAGGAACAGCGGCAGCGGAAGGAGCUCCGUCGCCAAGAAGGGCAACAGCGCUUGCUGCAAGUCAAAGCAGCACUCCAAGCGCAGCGGGAUGGAGAAAGAGCGCUCAUUGUAGCAUCUAGCCAAACGUGGGUAAAGGAAGGGGAGCUCGAAGCAAGGAUUGAGUUGGCGCUGGACAAUCCCUUCGCACUCUGAUACUCGUGUACUUUUUGCGGAAGUGAAACCAUGACGACAGAAGCUUCAAAAGGGGACUCGACGUUUUACGAAUUGAAUGUUAUGAUCAAGUUGGCUUGGAUCUCAGCGCUCAUCCAGUGUUCUGUCCUCGGUUCUGUACGACCCUGCAUUGUUGGCGUGCUGAUUAGUUCUUGAACGAUGCUGGCUGCUUUGUCAGCUAGAAAGAGAU
This is a messenger RNA of Klebsormidium nitens, 1155 nucleotides long. Lineage: Eukaryota; Viridiplantae; Streptophyta; Klebsormidiophyceae; Klebsormidiales; Klebsormidiaceae. The record is from the annotation of a GenBank genome assembly.